GUUAAAGCAGCACAGAGAAAGAGUCAAGUAAGCAACAGGAACAAAGUUGUGGGACCCGAGUCCACACUAUUGCGGCGUUCACCCAAGAAAUGUAAUAACCAUCUCUCCGUUUCCAAGAGACAGCCUGCCGUGUGUUUUCAAGACUGCGGUAGUUGUGCUUUGCUUUGCGUUGCAAAAAGGCGUCUCUUAAAGGUCUUUUUUUUGGCACAUUGUGGAGACUGGAUGCGCUUGACGAGGGUUUUCCUUAGUUAGCUAGUUAGUUAAGAAGAGUGCCUCGUUCCUCGUAGAAAAUGCCUUAAAUUAAUUGGAUUGAUGUACUUUUUAAAAAACUUUACUCAACUUUUCAAUACAUUUGACUGCAUUUGAUAAUCCAUACUCUACACGUUUUGGACUUGUUUUGAGGGAGCACGUCUCCUGACUCCUUGGUGACAGCAGAGGUGCAGGAAGAGGGCUGUUGUACUGUGUGUCAAGAGGCCUGGUACUGUAUCACACAAUUUCAACUAAUACAGCGUUGAAUUUAUUGGCUACCAUGGCAUCACACGGUGACAUCGCAGAGGGAGGAGCCAAUGAAGAGUUCAACGACAUCAUCAAGUGGAGAUCUGAUGAACAUGAUGCAGUACAGAAGAAAACAUUCACCAAAUGGAUAAAUGCACAGUUCUCCAAGACAGGGAAGACGCCCAUCAAGGAUAUGUUCUCUGACCUGAGGGAUGGGAGGAAGCUGCUGGACCUGCUGGAGGGUCUCACUGGCACUGUCCUGACCAAAGAGAGAGGCUCCACCAGAGUGCACGCUCUCAACAAUGUCAACAAAGUACUUCAAGUCUUGCAUCAAAAUAAUGUUGAUCUGGUAAACAUAGGAGGAACAGAUAUUGUAGAUGGGAACCACAAACUGACCUUGGGCCUCAUCUGGAGUAUAAUCCUUCACUGGCAGGUGAAAGACAUCAUGAAGGAUAUCAUGUCCAACCUGCAGCAGACCAAUAGUGAGAAGAUCUUACUGAGUUGGGUACGCCAAUGCACCCGCUCAUACCCAGAAGUCAAUGUGCUGAACUUCACCACCAGCUGGGCUGACGGCCUAGCUCUCAACAGCAUCCUACACCACUUCAGGCCGAAUGCAUUCAGCUGGGAUCAGGUGGUCAAACUGAGCCCUGUGGAGAGACUGGAGCAUGCCUUCACUGUAGCCAAAGACCAGCUGGCUAUUGAGAGGCUACUGGAUCCCGAAGAUGUGGCAGUGCAGUUACCAGAUAAGAAGUCCAUCAUCAUGUACGUAACAUCACUGUUCGCUGUGCUGCCCAGAGACGUGAGCAUGGAGGCUAUCAGAGAAGUGGAGACCCUGCCACGCAAAUACAAAGUGGAGUCUGAGGACUCAGGUCCAGGCCUCAGUGCUCAGAAUGUGCAGAUGGAGGAAGCAGGCAGCAGCCCCCGGCCUGAGACCCCCAGCACCCUGACGGAGACAGAGGGGGAGAUGGAGGACAGCCAGCUGGAAGUGGACCUGGACAGCUACCAGACCACGCUGGAGGAGGUACUGACCUGGCUGCUGUCUGCCGAAGAUGCUCUACAGAUUCAGGACGAAGUAUCGGACGAUGUGGAAGAAGUCAAAGAGCAGUUUCACACACAUGAGGCCUUUAUGAUGGAGCUGACAGCGCACCAGAGCAGUGUGGGUAAUGUUCUCCAAGCGGGUAACCAACUGAUUGCCCAGGGCAACCUGACAGAGGAGGAAGAAGAUGAAAUCCGGGAGCAGAUGAGCCUCCUCAACUCCCGCUGGGAGAGCCUCCGAGUGGCCAGCAUGGACCGCCAGGCCAGGCUCCAUGAAGUCCUGAUGGAGCUUCAGCAGCAGCAGCUACAGCAACUUUCUGAUUGGCUGACGCAGACAGAGGAGCGAAUCAGAAAGAUAGAGACAGAAACUGCAGCUAAAGACGUGGAGAUCUACAAAGAACAGAUAGAGCAGCACAAAGAGCUUCAGAAUGACCUGGAGGCGGAACAGGUGAAGGUCAAUUCUCUAACACACAUGGUCGUCGUGGUAGAUGAGAACAGCGGUGAGAGUGCCACCGCUGCCUUGGAGGACCAACUACAAUCUUUGGGUGAGCGCUGGGCGGCUGUGUGUCGCUGGACUGAGGAGAGGUGGCACAAGCUGCAGGAAGUCUUCAUGGUGUGGCAACAGCUUCUAUCGGACCAGAGUUUGUUUAGAGAGUGGUUGGCAGAAAAAGAGGAGGCCUUGAGUGAAGUACAGACCAGCAACUUUAAGGACCCAAGUGAAAUGAAUACUAAUGUGCGCCGAUUAGCAAUUUUAAAAGAAGACAUGGAAAAGAAGAGGAGGACUCUCGACCAGCUGUCUGAUGCAGGACAGGAUGUGAUAUCGCUACUGCGGAGCCCCGAGGCGGGAGCCAAGAUUGAGGCAGACACAGAGGAGCUGGCACAUAGAUGGGACAACCUGGUGCAGAAGCUGGAGGAUUGCUCCUUCCAGGUAAUGGAAGCUGUGGCGGACGCUGGGAUGACUCAGGUGGAAGAGCAGGUUGUCGUGGAUACAGUUGCUGUAGCCACGUCUGCUUCGAUUGCUGACCAGGAGUUGGCCCCACCUGCUCCCCCUAAGAAACGACUGGUGGAGACAGAUGCAGAAGUUAGACGAAUGUUUGAAAAUAAGCUUUCUGACCUCCUGAGCUGGAUUAAAAGAUGGAAGACGUCCGCUCAGGCGCUGGCCUCCAUACACCCUGAGACCACACCUGACACACCAGAUCUGCAGGAACAACUAAAGGGUUUGGAGUUGGACCUCACCACAAAGGAAUCCACAGUUAGUCAAGUGAUCCAGGAGGGACGGGGCUUGAUGGACCAGCUGGAGAGAGAGGGAGUGUGUGUGGACCCGGUGAGGGCAGACAUAGACCUGAUGCAAACCGAGUGGGAUGUUUGUGCGAGGGAGCUGCAGGCAGCCAGUGAGCGAGUUCAAACUCAAAGCCGGGUCAGAGCGGUGUCUGCAGAGCUGGCAGACCUGGACCAAGCCUUGGAGGAACAGGAUGGUUGGCUGGACUCAACUUCGGCCGUAGAAAAGUGCAACGAGGCCGAGCUCAGAAGCCUGAGUGGAGAAUGUCAGUCCCGAUUUGUCCAGGUCACUGCCUUGAGUCUGCGAUUGGAGCAGCUUUCUGCAGAGGCGGGGUCACUGGGAGCUAUGCCCUCUUUGAAAGACAACAUGGUGUUAGUAUCAGCACAUCACGCCUCCACACUGCAGCGGCUACAGAGCAGAGAGCAGGAGGUUAACAAAGCUUUGGUCAGUCUUGAGUCCAACCAGAUUGUACCGAGCCAAGUGGAAGGUCUAGAGACCAGGCUGGCUACUCUGAGAGAAGGAAUAGUAGAGAUCCCUACUGCUGAGGGGGCAGUGGAGCGGGCACAGGGCCUGUGUCUAGAGAUUGAGCAAACACAGCAAGCCUCCGAUCCUGCAGAACUACAAAGAUGGAGUCAACUCUCCUCCAGGGCCCGUGAGGAGCUGGGCACACUGCAGUGCAUCCUGGGUAGCAUGAAGGACAAUCGGGUGCGUUUGGUGGAAGUGGAACGUUGGUUGGAUGCAGUUGAGGAACUGUUGUCUCGUGAUGCCACCGGGUUGGGUGACAAGGAGCGUCUACAGGAAGAGCUUAGCCAGUGCAAGGAGUAUGUGAAUGAGAUGGAGUCAGUGGAAGGUUCAUUGAAGCAGAUGGGAGAGAAUGUGAGCGCUAUACAGGCGGCUGCAGUCCCAGGACUAGCCAAGUGGGGGCAGGAUAAGUUGGACGAGUGCCGGGGUAGAUGGGACACGCUCAGCAAACAGCUGCUGAGCCAUCAGGAGCGUGUGGCAGAGAGUCAGGAGAGGCAGGUGAAUCUGAGGAAGGACUUGGCGGAGAUGCAGGAGUGGAUGACCCAGGUCGAUGAGGAGUUUCUCAUGAGGGACUUUGAAUACAAGAGUCCUGAGGAGCUGGAAGCGUCGCUGGAGGAGAUGAAGAGGGCUAAAGAGGAUGUGCUACAGAAGGAGGUGAAGGUAAAGAUCCUGAAAGACAGCAUCAACAUGCUGGUAUCCAGAACAUUGCCCCCUGGUGGAGGCAGUGGACAGGAGUUGACCUCAGAGCUAGAGGGGGUACUAGCCAACUACCACAAACUCUGUGACCGAUUCAAGAGCAAGUGUCACACUCUGGAGGAGGUUUGGUCCUGUUGGAUGGAGUUGCUUCAGUACCUGGAUAUGGAGCAGGGUUGGCUCAACACUCUGGGGGAGAAGGUGCAAGCUACUGACAAUCUACCAGAGAGCACUGAGGCCGUCAAUGACGCUCUGGAGUCUUUGGAGAGUGCGCUUCGUCACCCCGGGGACAACCGGACGCAAAUCAGAGAGCUGGGUCAGACGCUGAUAGACGGGGGCAUACUGGACGAACUCAUUAGCGAAAAACUAGAGGCCUUCAAUUCCCAUUACGAACAGCUCAACCACCAGGCGGUCAACAGGCAGAUCAGCCUUGAGCAGCAGCUGCAGACCCUAAAGGAGAACGAACAGGCGCUCCAAACACUGCAGGAGUCUCUGAGCCAGCUGGACCACACACUCACCUCCUACCUCACGGACCGCAUCGACGCUUUCCAGCUCCCGCAGGAAGCACAGACCAUCGGGGCAGAGAUCACAGCCCACGAGGUGACAGUGGAGGAGAUGAGGAGGAGAAACGUGGCCAACUUGCCUCCCUCCACCACUGAUGGCAAAGCUGCUCGGGGUGGGACCAUGCUGGACCAGCUACAGAGGAAACUGAGGGAGAUCUCCACAAAGUACCAGCUGUUCCAGAAGCCAGCUAACUUUGAGCAGCGCAUGUUGGACUGUAAGAGGGUCCUGGAAGGUGCCAAGGCUGAGCUGCACAUUCUGGAUGUCGGGGAUGUGGACCCGGAAAAAAUCCAGUCCCACCUCAGUGGUUGCAUGAAACUAUACAAGUUGCUGAGUGAGGUGAAGCUGGAGGUGGAGACGGUGAUAAAGACAGGUCGACAGAUUGUGCAGAAACAACAGACGGAGAACCCCAAGGCCAUGGACGAACAGCUCACAGCUCUCAAACUGCUCUACAAUGACCUGGGGGCACAGGUAACAGAGGGCAAGCAGGACCUGGAAAAAGCUUUGUCUCUGUCUCAAAAGUUCCAGAAGGAGAGCGCCGCCCUGCAGGAGUGGCUGACCACCAAUGAGGCUCAGCUCCAGCAGAAGAACAGCUGUGGAGACAUGCCAGCUGACAUUGAUGCUGAGAUUGCAUGGGCUAAUGGCCUGCUGAAGGAGUCAGAGCGUCGUAAGGUGGAGCUGUCCAGCCUGAUGGAGACCAGUGCUGGUCUGCAGACUCUGGUGGAGGGCAGCGAGGCUCAGUUGGAGGACAAACUCUGUGGGCUCAAUGAAGCCUGGGGCCGCAUCCGCACCUGGACUGAGGACUGGCUUAGUGCUGUGCUAAGUCACCAGAAUGAAGUGGAAAUUUUUGAUGAGAACUUGGCUCACAUCAGCACCUGGCUCUACCAGACCCAGAUCCACCUGGAUGAGGCUGAGCGGCUCACCCCGACAGAGAGGGAAAAGGUGGUAAAGCGCAUGCUAGAGGAGCUGGAGGACAUCAGUCUGCGUGUGGACAAUGUGAAGGACCAGGCCAUCAUCCUGAUGACCAGCAGGGGGCCCGCCUGCCGAGAUGUGGUGGAGCCCAAACUGUCUGAGCUCAACUGCAACUUCGACAAAGUCUCCCAACACAUCAAAACUGCCAAGAUGAUGACCAGUCUGGAGUCAGGUGGUGUGGAGUUGGACCAGCAGGUAUCUCAGCAGUUCAUUCACAGCCAGGAGAUCCGAGCAGAGAGUAAGAGUCGCCCUGCUGAUAAUCUGGACAUCAGUGAGGUGAAGGAGCUUCAGGCAGAGCUCCAGGACACACUCAAGGCUCUGCAGCAGCAGCAGGACCAAACAAACGUUCUGGAUGAUGACAUGAUGGAUGAGGAGAAAGCCAGCGUGGAAGGCUUGCUGAGAAGAGGAGAAGAACUGCUGCAACAAACUUCAGACGAGGGCCAGAGGGAGGAGCUGAGACUUCUGCUUCUCCGGCUGCAGAGCCAAUAUUCUGCUCACAGGGAGUUGAGGGCGCUACGAAUCAGGCAGGUGGAAGUCUCUGUGGAGUCGUCGUCUACUCACACUUUCACAGAGCAGAUAAGAGAGUUUUCAGUCGAGGAGAUGUCUUCAGUGGAGCGUAGCAGCGCUCCUUCACUGAGUCCGUCCGACUACCUUUUGGACAUCAACAAAGUGCUCCUCGCCAUGGCCGACAACGAGUUGCUCCUGAACUCCUCUGAGCUCAGUGGCGGGCUCUAUGAAGACUUUUCUAGCCAGGAGGACACACUGAGGAAUAUCAAAGAGAAUCUAGAGUGUAUUGGUGAGCAGGUGACAGGGAUCCAUGAGCGCCAGCCUGAUACCAUUAGGGAUGCUUCGACUGCUGAGGUUGCCCAAAUCGGAGAUGCCCUCACACAGCUCAAUGCCGAGUGGGACCGCCUCAACCGCAUGUACAACCACCGCAAGGGGAGUUUUGACCGUGCCAUAGAGGAGUGGAGGCAGUUCCACUGUGACACAAAUGACCUGAGCCAGUGGCUGACUGAUACAGAGACACUGCUGUCCAAGAGUGUUGGCCCUGAUGGACAGCUGGACCUGGACUCUGCACGACAACACCAAGAGGAGCUGGAGGAAGGUCUUUCCAGCCACCAGCCCGUCCUGGCCGUACUGACCCGCACUGGGGAGCAGAUAAUUGGACAGCUGUCAUCCCUUGAUGGAUCCCUGCUUGAAGAGAAGCUAGACACCCUCGGUCAGCGUUGGAGAGCUGUCAACUGUCAGGUCCUCGAGAGACAGCGCAGGCUGGCUGGAGGGGACCCGGCCCUGUCAGACCUGGUGAGAAGACGCGAGGAGCUGGCUUUAUGGCUGGAGCAGGCAGAAAACGCUGUCAGCUUCUUACCCGUCACUGCCACUGACAAAAACCUCAGAGAACUCAAGGCUCUUGCCGAGGAAAUGGAUGCUCAGAAUGAACGUCUCGGAUGGCUUAACAAGCACGCCCCUCAGUUGCUGGCCAGUCCGAGUGUGAGCAUUCAGAGCAGAGACCAGCAUGUUGGCAAACUGAGAGCCAUCAACCUCAACUGGAGCAAGGUGACCCAUGACUUGUUGGACAAAGUGGGGGAGGUGGAGGCCAACCUGCAAAGUCAUGCCCAGUUCCAGGACAGGAUGAACAGACUCACUGACUGGGUCGUCGUCACACACCAGACAAUCAUUACCAGAGGCCUGAGCCAUAGCCAAGCACAGGCUCUGGAGGCCUCCAUGAAGGACAGGAAGAAGGACCUGGAGGACCUGUUGGCUCAUUCUAUAGAGCUACAGAGACGACAGCAGCUGUUGCCUCAGGAAAAGAGUAAGGUAGAGGAGCUGGCAGCUGAUUGGAAAGCUUUGGAUGGUCGACUGAGGGAAUCUCUCCAGUCACCUGUCUCUCCAUGGACACAGCACCAACAUGCCGUCCAGCACCAGCAGCUUGUGUCUGCGGUCCCCUCAGCCGUGCAGAUGGCCAGCCUGGUAAGCGAGGACCCCCACCACCAAACCCCGCACACACCAGAUACCGUGGCGCCCACCGACCUCAACGAGACAGCCACCGAACUGGCAGACUGGCUUCUCCUCAUCACACAGAUGCUAAAGUCAAAUAUUGUCACUGUGGGGGACACGGAGGAGAUCCGGACCACUAUGGGACGUCUUCAGGUGACGAAGAGUGACCUGGAACAGCGUCACCCCCAGCUAGAGGACAUUUUCACCCUGGCACAGAACAUCAAAAACAAGACCUCUAAUCUGGAUGUUCGCACAUCCAUUACUGAAAAACUGGAGAGGGUACGCAGUCAGUGGGACAGCACUCAGUAUGGUGUUGAAGCACGGCUCCAGCAGCUGGACAACAUGAUUUGCCACAGCAAUCAGUGGGAGGAGCAGAGGAAGGAGGUGAAAGCUCUUAUUGGGCACAACGAAGGACGUUUCCACAACCUUCUUCAGCAGUCCAGAGAUCCCCUGACAAAACAGCUUGCUGACAACAAGGCAUUCCUCCAAGACCUGGGCCGAGGCCAAUCUACAGUUGCGGCCUUCAACGAGCUGUCCAAUCAUCUUUUGCAGGAAUACUCUACUGACGACACCAGGAGGAUCAAAGAGGUCACAGAUAAACACAAUGCUGCCUGGAACAGCAUCAGCAAUAGAGCGAGUGACCGUCACGCCCAGCUGGACAGUGAACUGAAGGGCCUGCAGAUGUCUCUCAGGGAGCUGGAGUCCUUCCUCAAAUGGCUCCAGGAGGCAGAGACUACAGUCAACGUUCUGGCCGACGCCUCCCAGAGGGAAGACCUGUCGCAGGACUCCGCCCAUGUGAAGGAGCUGAGGCGACAACUGGAGGACAUCCAGGCCGAGAUUGAUGCCCACAAUGACAUCUACAAGAGCGUGGACGGGAACAAGUCGAAGAUGGUCAAGGCUCUGGGCAGCUCAGAGGAAGCUGUGUUCCUCCAACACAGACUGGAUGACAUGAACCAACGCUGGAGCGACCUGAAGGCCAAAUCAGCCAACAUCCGAGCCCAUCUGGAGGCGAGUGCUGAGCGCUGGUCUCGUCUGCUGGGCCUCCUGGAGGAGCUAUGGAGGUGGAUCUGCAUGAAGGAUGAGGAGCUGGCCAAGCAGAUGCCCAUCGGCGGAGAUGUCCCCACCCUGCUGCAACAGCAGAACCACUGCACGGCGAUACGGUCAGAACUGAAGGAACGUGAGCACCUGGUGGUCAGUACUUUGGAUCAAGCCCGGAUGUUUCUUGCUGAUCAGCCCAUCGAGGGUCCUGGAGAGCCACGCAAGAACCUGCAGCCAAAGACUGACCUCACCCCAGAGGAGAAGGCCCGAGGGUUGGCCCGGGCCAUUCGCAAGCAGACGGGCGAGGUGAGGGAGCGGUGGGAGCGUCUGAAAGGACACAUGGGUGGCUGGCAAAGCCAGGUGGAGCGAGCCUUGGAACGCCUCCAGGAGCUGCAGAGCUCCAUGGACCAGCUCGACCUGCGGCUGACUCAGGCAGAGGAGGUCAAAGCUACCUGGCAGCCUGUGGGGGAUCUGCUGAUCGACUCUCUGCAGGACCACAUUGACAAGACCAUGGCCUUCAGAGAGGAGGUCGCCCCAUUACGUCAGGAUGUAAGAAUCGUCAAUGAGCUUUCUGCAGAGCUGACACCAUUGGACAUCCAGCUGUCCUCCACCGCUUCCAGACAACUGGACCAGCUCAACAUGAGAUGGAAACUACUACAGGUGGCGGUGGAGGACAGACUGAAGCUGCUUCAGGAAGCCCACCGAGACUUCGGCCCCUCCUCCCAACAUUUCCUCUCCACUUCUGUACAGCUCCCCUGGCAACGUGCAGUUUCUCAGAAUAAGGUUCCAUAUUACAUCAAUCACCAGACACAGACAACCUGCUGGGACCAUCCAAAGAUGACAGAGCUCUAUCAGUCACUAGCGGACUUGAACAACGUGAGAUUCUCAGCAUACCGAACAGCCAUGAAGAUCCGCAGACUACAGAAAGCACUGUGCUUGGACCUGUUGGACCUCAGCGUGGCCCAGAACACCUUCGAGCAGCACAAGCUCACCAACAACAAUCAGCUGCUGUCCGUUCCCGACAUCAUCAACUGCCUGACGUCCAUCUACGACGGCCUGGAGCAGGAGCACAAAGACCUGGUCAACGUGCCGCUCUGCGUUGACAUGUGUCUCAACUGGCUGCUCAACGUUUACGACACUGGUCGCAGUGGGAAGAUCCGCGUCCUGUCCAUGAAGAUCGGUUUGCUCUCUCUCUGCAAGGGACACCUGGAGGAGAAAUACAAAUAUCUCUUCAGCCAGGUAGCGUCGGCAGGUGACACGUGUGACCAGAGGCAGCUUGGUCUGCUGCUUCAUGAAGCCAUCCAGAUCCCGAGGCAGCUGGGGGAGGUGGCCGCCUUCGGAGGCUCUAACAUCGAACCCAGUGUCCGCAGCUGCUUCCAGAACGUGACCAAUAAGGUGGAGCUAGAGCCCAGGCAGUUUGUUGAUUGGAUGCGUCUGGAGCCCCAGUCUAUGGUUUGGCUUCCUGUCCUGCACAGAGUGGCUGCUGCAGAGACGGCGAAACAUCAGGCCAAGUGUAACAUCUGCAAGGAGUGUCCUAUUGUUGGCUUCAGGUAUCGCAGUCUGAAGCAUUUCAACUACGACGUGUGUCAGAGCUGCUUCUUUUCUGGGCGCACCGCCAAGGGCCACAAGCUCAACUACCCCAUGGUGGAGUACUGCACACCGACGACAUCAGGUGAGGACAUGCGAGAUUUUACCAAAGUGCUGAAGAACAAAUUUCGAUCGAAGAAGUACUUUGCCAAACAUCCUCGGCUAGGUUACCUACCAGUCCAGACAGUUCUAGAGGGUGACAACAUGGAAACUCCCGUCACCCUCAUCAGCAUGUGUCCGGAGCAGUAUGAGCUGUCCCAGUCACCUCAGCUCUCUCAUGAUGACACCCACUCCAGGAUAGAGCAGUAUGCCAGCAGGUUGGCCCAGAUGGAACGCUCCAACGGCUCUCUGCCCACAGACAGCAGUUCAGCCACAGGAAGCAUGGACGACGAGCAUGCCCUGAUCCUGCAGUACUGUCAGACGCUGGGAGGGGAGGGCUCCCCCUGCAGUCAGCCCCAGAGUCCUGCCCAGAUCCUACAGGCCGUAGAGAGGGAAGAACGAGGCGAGCUGGAGCGGAUCAUAGCACGUCUGGAGGAGGAGCAGAGGACCCUGCAGAGAGAGUAUGAGCAGCUAAAGGAGCAGCAUGGCCAGCGAGGGGCCCCUGCCGGAAGCCCCUGGGAGUCGGAGAGUACUUUUGCUCAUCCUGAUGAGGCCGAUCUUCUAGCUGAGGCCAAGCUGCUACGACAACACAAGGGCCGGUUGGAGGCCCGCAUGCAAAUCCUGGAGGAACACAACAAACAGCUGGAGUCUCAGCUCCAUCGCCUCCGACAGCUACUGCACCAGCCGGAGGUGGACUCGAGGGUAAAUGGUGUGCCCUCUCCCACUGUGCAAGAUCGAGGGCCACUCACUGAAAACUCAGAUGAGCUGCUGGACUCCCACAACAGCAGCUCUGACCUGGCAGAUGUAAUGGAGCAGAUUAACAACUCCUUCCCUGCAUGCAGUCCCUCGAGCCUCUCCUCAAGGCCACAGGUGAUGUGAGGCGAGUCACCACAGAGGAUGGCGUGUGUUUGUGUGUGCACACAUGUGAGUGUGUGCGCGCAGUAAGUGUUGGAAGAGACAAGACCAUUCCCAAACAAACAAUCCCCCAGACCCUAAAUCCCAAAGACGCACAGGACCAGACAACUUAACUACUUUUACCACCUUGUCUUGUACUAUGCAAACUGUACAUUUUAUGAAGUGUAGAUUGUACCUGAACUUGGUUCAAUAUUUGUCAGUGAUUUGUUUAGAUAUGCAGAUGAGUAUAUGGACACGGGGCUUUGUAUAGUAAAAUAUGCUUUUUUGUUUUUCAGAGGGUGGUUUGAGAUUUGUGUUUUGUUCUUUUUAAGUUCGGCUUUCACUGGGAAUUAAACUGUUAAAUUUUUUUUUUUCAUUCAUGUCAUUCCUCUGCUUUGUACCCUCCAGCCCCCCAGUUGCAAUUAUUUGUCAAUGGAAGUAGCCACAGGAUUUGUUCUAUGUUUGGGAGCACGCACAGUUCCUGAGUGGUAACAUGAAGUGGCUGAAAGGAUCAUUUUGAAGAUGCAGACUGUCACUUCUCAAAGCGUCUGUUUUGUUUUGAAGACCUAUCUUGUAGCAUGCUUGAUGUCAAGUUCCCCUUUAAAGCAUUGAUAUGCCGGCAGACUUUAUGUCGGCUACGAUUUGUUAAUGUAAACUUUACCCCUUCUGUGCCUAUACAGUUUGUCAUUCCACGUGUGGAAGACAGAGAUAAGAGUUGAUGAAUUAAAGUGGGAGUGUGUAUAAAGAGAGAGGUUUUGGAAAAAUAAAGAUUUAAAUAAAAAGUUGUUCUGAAUUUAGGUUUGUAAGAGGCCCGCCGUCAUUAUGUAGAAUAGUUGUUUUUUUAAAGAUAUAUGUUCAGAAAUCAGAGGAAAGCCAUGAUUGCCUUGCUACCUCAGACUCAUAGACAAGUAAACUUGUUUAAAACAAUUGUGAUCAUUUACAGAAUAAGAACAACCUGGUUUAGCAUUCUAAGCUUUAGCUUACUGUAUUGGUGUACACUGCAACGAGGAGAUACCAAGUUAAAAAAAACGUUUGUAUUACUGUACCACAAUGGGUCUGUGGCCUGCUGAAGCUACCCACCCGUUAUGAUGAGUAUUACUUUAUCUGUUGUUGGUUUUUCCACUGGCCUUCUAGCACUGGUCCCUCACUGCGUUGUGUUGUUGUGCUAUAUGCUAUCCUGUAAAACUUGUGAGACUGAACACUACUAUAACCUCCUCUGACUGUAGACUAAUGAUGAUCUUGGUGAUGAUUUUAAUGAUUCCAAUCAUGAUGAACCGUACCAUGGCAGAACUGUGUCGCUUCUCCUGAGGUAUGUAAAAUAGAUUGACCACACUACGUGUAAUAUGGCUACGUUGUUUUAUUCUAAAUAAAAUUUUUAUAACAAGUA
Siniperca chuatsi (mandarin fish) is the source of this 12557-nucleotide messenger RNA. It is a transcript of the gene utrn, whose product is annotated as utrophin. The record is from RefSeq and is a predicted model, not a curated record. Gene Ontology annotation, molecular function: protein binding; zinc ion binding. Gene Ontology annotation, cellular component: plasma membrane. Bases 530 to 11155 code for a protein of 3541 amino acids. NCBI's taxonomy places the organism in Eukaryota, Metazoa, Chordata, Actinopteri, Centrarchiformes, Sinipercidae. Gene Ontology annotation, biological process: synaptic signaling. The transcript has 79 exons.